AUGCGAGCUGAUAGCCAUGGCUCAGGCCUUACGCCCAGCGCUGUUGAGCCAGAUCGUCCUUUACAUGCAGAAAGCCACCGUCAGGCAAUGCAGUCAUUUCAGUCUCUAUGUGCACAAGGGACACACACUUCUCGGAAUAUAAUUGUCAGAGAAGUCGAAACUGUCCAUGUUCAUCCCCCUCCUUCUACAAAGCUCGACCGUCGCAGCUCCAGGCUAUCGUUUAUACCAUCCGGUCAUUCCAAUACGCAAAGAGAAAUGCAGAAAGGUAUAACAGAGGCAGGAGCAGUGUCCCAAAGGUCAAAAUCAUAUGAGACUAGAGGACCUAAUUACCUUGGGAAGCGGAGGAGUCGGUCCACCCCAGCUGCAUUCACCCAGCUCCUGUCGCGCAAAUUAUCAACUACUUUUGGAAAUCCAACUGUUAUUCGUCGUUCACGUCUACGUCAACGACCAAGCGUCCGUACUGUUAGAUUCCCGACUGCCUCAAUUCCCAACCUCAAUAAUCAAGGCGAUAGUGCCAAUGAUAGCUCUGAUCCUUCAAGCUCGCCUACCGGUAGCGGCUCACCAUUGAGGGCUAAAUCAACACCUCCAACCUCGGCAGAACCAUCUAUCUUUCAUGAAAGAGCAGAACACUAUCAUGAUGAUACAGUUGGAUGGAGGCCAACAUUAGGCACAUCAAGGCCUGCCACAGGGAGAAUGCUUACUCCGAUCAAGGAGUCUCCUGGCGUGCCGCCCACGGUUCGUACCGUUGAAGCUGUUGCUAAUGCUAAAGUCUUUUUCGAAACUUAUUUCAAGUCGAUCUAUUCUGAUAUCAACCAACGCUCGCAACGGCAGCGAGAACUCGAGCAAUACAUAAAUUCACUCCCUCUGACACUGGAAGAGAAGAACCGAGUAUGGCAGAACUGGAUUGUCCAGGAACAAGAAUAUCUUCGUCAAUGCCGAGUACUUAAGUCGCGCUUCCACGGUGCUUGCCACGACGAGACUGUGUCAACUGCCGGAUUUGAAGUUCUGAAAGAAUUGGGUAGAGGGAGUUUUGGCGUCGUUCGUUUAGUUAGGGAGAAUAACGCAGGCGAAGCUCCUACUGCUGUGAUGAAACGCCCUUGCCCAAGCCUCAUUAAUGUGAGGGCAGCCAGAGGGAGUGAGAAUCAUCGUCGAAAAGUUAUGAUCGGAGAAAAGAAGGACGUCUUCGCCAUGAAGGUCAUCCGAAAGUCGGCAAUGAUACGCAAUAAUCAAGAGGGCCACCUGCGAGCUGAACGGGAUUUUCUUGUAGCAUCCGCAAAAUCUCGCUGGACCGUUCCGUUGAUCGCAAGUUUCCAGGAUAUCAAUUAUCUAUACCUCAUCAUGGACUACAUGGUCGGUGGGGACUUCUUGGGCCUGCUGAUACGACGAUGCAUUUUACCUGAAGAUAUCGCCAGAUGGUAUGUUGCAGAGAUGGUACUGUGUAUUGAGGAGGCCCAUAGACUUUGCUGGAUCCAUCGAGACGUCAAGCCAGACAACUUCUUGAUUUCCGCCUCAGGGCAUCUGAAAAUCUCGGACUUUGGUCUGGCUUUCGAUGGGCACUGGGCCCAUGACCAAGUGUACUACAAUGACCACCGGUACUCAUUGGUCAAGAGGCUAGGGAUUCAAGUUGAUGGCGAUGUUGAGGACCAGAGAGAGGAACGAAAACGAAAAGCCGAACAAUUAAACAAUAGUGACGACGCAGUUACCUUCAUGCCCCCUUCCGUGAAUCUUCUCGAAUGGCGGGAUCAACAUCAGAUGCGAAGGCUGGCAAGGAGUGUGGUCGGUACUAGCCAAUACAUGGCCCCUGAGGUCAUCCGGGGAAGUUUGUAUGAUGGGAGGUGUGACUGGUGGAGUGUGGGGAUUAUCCUGUACGAAUGUCUGUACGGCUUUACACCAUUUGCUGCAAAAGAUCGAGAAACGACGAAAUGGAAGAUUCAUCAUCACCACCAAACAUUACAUUUCCCGGGAGAGAGGCAUACAGACAGAAUUGUCUCAGUGGAGGCAAGUGACUUCAUGAAUCGCUUACUCCAGGAAAAAGAGUACCGGCUCUCUUGUGAUGCUUACCGCCAAAAUGAUGUUUUCAAUUCACGAUCAACACCGAGACAUCUCUUAUCCAGCAUUGACCCCAGGAGCCGGAAUUAUCGAAACUUCUAUGUGUACCCUGACGAUGCAGCCGAUAUCAAGGCCCAUCCAUUCUUUCGCGGUAUCAAAUGGGAACAGCUCCAUCAGUCCAGUCCACCGUUCAUUCCAAAAGUCAAGAGCUGGGAAGAUACGAGGUAUUUUGAAGAUGCUGGAAGCGUGGCCGAUAAUGACAACAUUUCUGUCACCACGGAUGCCCAAGGCUCCGGUGAUGGGCCAGAAGAAACAGGAGACAAACCGAAACUCAUACAGAAUCAGGCAGAGUCACGGCAGAAGCAGAAGGGGCCUAUCCCUAACGAGAACACUUCAAACGUCGCUAUAGAACCUCCUACAAAGACUUUGAAGAAACAGAGAGAUAAGAAAAGGCCGCGGGAUAAGAUGCUACGGGACAAGAGGAUUCAGAAGACUGUCCUCAAAAUGCGCAAGGAGGGAGCCUUCGUAGGCUAUACCUACCGCCGACCCAAGGCUGUUGCAAUGGCUUUCGCUCCCGAAAGAGGUCGGCUUUACCUAUCACGGGGGCAUCUGUCCGAGAUCUAUGGAUUGUAG
Molecule: messenger RNA, 2682 nt
Organism: Aspergillus pseudotamarii
Lineage: Eukaryota; Fungi; Ascomycota; Eurotiomycetes; Eurotiales; Aspergillaceae
Product: serine/threonine-protein kinase
Exons: 3
Coding region: 1-2682 (893 amino acids)
Biological process (GO): intracellular signal transduction; peptidyl-serine phosphorylation
Molecular function (GO): protein serine/threonine kinase activity; ATP binding
Source: RefSeq, a predicted model, not a curated record